Messenger RNA from Anopheles coustani, 5921 nucleotides. RefSeq names its product endoribonuclease Dcr-2. NCBI's taxonomy places the organism in Eukaryota, Metazoa, Arthropoda, Insecta, Diptera, Culicidae. Bases 358 to 5400 code for a protein of 1680 amino acids. Gene Ontology annotation, cellular component: RISC complex; cytoplasm; nucleus. The transcript has 7 exons. The record is from RefSeq and is a predicted model, not a curated record. Gene Ontology annotation, biological process: pre-miRNA processing; siRNA processing; rRNA processing. Gene Ontology annotation, molecular function: RNA binding; protein binding; deoxyribonuclease I activity.
AGAGUUGUUUGUGUACCGGCAUAUUGCCUGCAUCCGCUGGAUUGCAUGUAAUUGCAGUGCGAUAACGUUGAAGUGAGGAUGAUUCACUGGAGCAGCGCUAGUUUUCUUCCUCUUCGUUCGUGUCGAUUCGUAAUAGUCUGAAAUAUAUACAGGGCCAGCAACAAAGUUGUUUGUUUAUAUCGCACUAGCUUGAAGUCUCGUUUUGCUAUAUUGUGCAUUCGGUCACGUCAGCUAUAUUCAAUUAUCGACUUUGUAGUUUGCUGAUCGUAGUAGUCGCAGUAGUUUCUGGCGUCACCAAGCCACUCGAAACAAUUGGAAAAGCUGAUGCAAUAGCAGUAAUCGCACAACGCCGCCAACAUGUUACCAACGCCACCGACGGAAGAAUUCGUCCCGAGGGACUACCAGGUUGAGAUGAAAAAUAUCUGCCUGACGAAAAACACCAUCAUCUUUCUACCAACGGGUGCCGGCAAGACCCACAUCGGCCUGAUGGUGAUGAAAGAGAAGAGCUACCAAUUGCAGUCGUCGGUCGAGGAAGGUGGAAAGCGCAUGUUUUUUGUUGCAAACACGAUCGCCCUGGCCAAGCAGCAAGCGCAGUUCUUCUCCCGGCAUAUGCCGUUCAACGUACGGCUCUACACGAGCGAGGUGAACGUGGACGCUUGGAAGGAAGACCGCUGGAAGAAGGAGUUCGCUGAUGUUCAGAUUUUCGUCAGCACAGCGCAGAUUCUACUCGAUGUGCUUCGGCACGGUUACCUCAGCCCGGUUAACAUUAACCUAAUCGUGUUCGACGAAUGCCACCGUGCCGUAGGGCAACAUCCCAUGCACGCGAUCAUGAAAGAGAUGAUAACGGUAUCGAGCGACAUGCGGCCGCGAAUUAUCGGACUUUCCGGGACCCUACUGUUCAAGGAGCUUAAGAUGGCAAGCUUGGUACCGGAUGAACUAGAGCGCCUUGAAAACACCUUCAAUUCGACCAUAGCAACGGUGGGGGACUACGAAAAGUAUGAGCAUGUGCGAAGUUUCUCGACGGACCCGAAUGAAGUCGUCAGCUUUUACCCGCUGCCUACUAUGUUGUCAGUGGGAAGGUUUUGCGGCGAACUUGUUAUUAACUAUCUGAAAGACCUUGAAGGGGUCCAUUUGCCCAACUACAAAACGAUAUCCCUUACCACGUUACGGCGGGGCUAUGCAAAACCGGUCAAAGAGGUACAAAAAGCCCUUAAGGCUUUUUUGACACAGCUCACCGAGCUCGGUGUGUUUCCGGCAUCCCUAGCCAUUCUGGGUGUGAUCGUGCAGCUGGAGCUCAGCAAACGUUCUUCGGAGUGCGAUAAGGCACGCUUAUUGAUGCGCGAUGCAAUCCGCUUUUGCGAGACUAUUCGGCAGGUACUGGUAUCCGCUAUGGAGGGCUACAGUGUGCAACAGCAAGCGCUACAAUUUUCCAGCAAUCGCGUCCGACAACUAAUUCUGUUUCUCGAGGCCGAGUACAAACAAACGGAUGAUCAGCAAAAGCAAUCCUUGGUGUUUGUGGAACAGCGCUUCACCGCAAAAGUUUUGUACCACGUGAUAAAGGUGUACUUCACUGGUAUGAUGAAAGACCAAUCAUUAAAUCCUAUCAUUACACCCGAGUUUAUCGUGGGGCGGAAUGCGGCGAUGGAAGAAUCGAUUGAGGAAAUCAUCACUCAAAAAAUGGAUCGGAAGGUCAUCGAAAACUUUCGCAAGCAUAAGUUGAAUGUGCUAGUUGCAACGAACGUGCUUGAGGAAGGCAUCGACUUGCAGAUGUGCAACACGGUGAUCAUGUUCGAUAUGCCCAAAACGUACGUUUCCUACAUGCAAUCGAAAGGGCGUGCACGCAUGAAAACCAGCAAGUAUCUUAUGCUGGUGCCGGAAACGCAAAAGUCUGACUUUUUAAAGCGUGUUAAACUUUACGCAGAGAUAACCAAAGAACUCCAAAAGCAAUUGGUCGGCAAAACGAUUGAUCGCCCAUUGCCUUUGGAGCAAGACGUUCGGAACGAACUCCUGGACGACAUCAUUCCGCCCUUCUACACCCCGAUCGGUGCUAAACUGGACGCACUGUCUUCGCUACAGCUCCUCAAUCGCUAUUGCAUGAGUAUGCCCCGGGAUCUGUUCACGGGAUCGAACGCCACAUGGGAACGGCACGAUGGGUUUGAUAAAAAGAUGCACGUCAGUGUUAAGCUGCCGUUGCAAUCUUCCGUUCGCGAAACGAUCCACGGCCAGACGAUGGUGAAUCUGAAGCUUGCCAGACAGUCCGCCGCGUUCAACGCGUGCAAGAAGCUCUACGAAGCCGGCGAGCUGAACGACCAUUUGCUUCCCAUCAGUAACGCGCACAAGGUGGAGGAAUUGAGUGAAAAGUACUUCCAGCACUGGCAACAGUACCCAGAGCAAAACCCCCGUAUAGCCGGGACGGCCAAGAAUGUUCGUGCGCAUAAAAUUUGCUAUCCACGCGAAACCAUUGGCUGCACACCUCGAGCAGACGGGGAAGAAUGCCUCGUGUACGUGCUACGCGUUAAGGCCCACUUUGCCGCCGGUGUCCGCUACCCGCAUGUGAAGGUGCUGGAGGAUUUGUUUGCAUCGCCGAAUAACUUUGGGAUACUGACACGCAAACCGUUACCCCCGUUGGCGCAGAUGAAGUUGUUCGUUACGCUCGGCGGUAUCGAGGUGGAGCUUGUGCCGGAACCGCUGCAUGUCACACUCGCUUCCGACUCGGGGCAGCUGGCAUUGCUGAAGCGCUUCCAUCUCCUGGUGUUCCGUGAUAUGUUGAAAGUCUGGAAAGGGUUCACCGUGCUGGACACUGAUCCGGAGGAGAACGGUUUCCUCAUCGUACCGCUGCUCGGUUCGGAGACUAUCGACUGGAAGCUGAUCGAACAGUUCCCCUACCUUCGGCCGGCGACUGAAGCAAGCCCACGGGUACGUCAGCAGUUGCGCUUCGAACCGGAACGUUACCUGCACCGCAUCAUUCAUCCGUGGUACAAACACGAUGCGGACCAGCACUAUGUGGUGGUGCGUGUGCGGGAGGAUAUGCGCCCGUCCACCCCGUUCCCAAACGAGCGGUAUGCGUCCUUCGAAGACUACUUUGCCACCGAGCACCAUCAGACGAUAUUUCGCCACGACGAUCAGUUCCUGAUCGAGGUGAAAGGCGUCUCGACCAGCUUAAACCGAUUGCACCCGGGCAAGGAGGCGGAUGGAGGGAGUAGCUCGAGAUCGAAGCAUCUGGAGUUCCAGGAGAUUCUCAUCCCGGAGCUGGUGCACAACUACGAGUUCCCGGCGGACUACUGGCUGAAGGCGACGCUUUUGCCGAGCACGCUGCAUCGUAUCCACUAUCUGCUGCUUGCCGAAAGUAUCAGGGUGGAUCUGGCCACGAACGCGGACAUCGGACAGCGCGAAUACACCGGGCGACCGCAGGAGCUGCGGUGCGAUCUACUGCUAAACAAGGUGGAUCAAAAGCUGGCCGCAAAAGGUGGUGACUAUGAUGACGAAGAAGACGACGACGAUGACGGGGAGGAGGACGAUGAAGAUAAAAAACAGAAUAAGAUUAACACCGAGGCGUUUCGAGAGCUGCUGGUGCAAAUACACAGCGAAUCGUCGGUGUACGAUCGGAUCGAGUUUCCUUGGCAGGAGAGCGAGGAACCGAUCGAUCUGGAGCGUCACUGGGAUGAUGUCAGCCGGAUCGACAUCGAUUACUACUGCAGCUUCCUGAACAAGUACGGUGGCGAGGCGAAGAGUCUUGUCAUCAAAAGUAAUCAUUCGCUAACGGAGACAAACCUCGAGAAGGAGCUCGGACAGCUGGAGCUCGACGAAUCAGUAACAGUAGAGACCGCGUCGGACAGGGUGGAAUCGUCCGCACCGUCAGUACCGUCAACGCCGCCAGCAAUAGAGGAUGGGUUCGGGAAGCCCGGAGUAAUCCGCGUGCUGCAACUCAAGCCGGAAAGUACCGUUAACGUGUGCUUGCAGCAGGCGGACAUUCUGGAGGCACUCACUACCAAGUCCUCCAGCGACGUGUUCAAUCUGGAGCGCUUCGAGCUGCUUGGGGACGCGUUUCUGAAGUUUGCCGUCUCGGUGUACAUCCUGGCGAGCCACGGUACCUGGCACGAGGGCUACCUGACGACCUGCAAGGGACGUAUCGUGAGCAACCGCAAUCUGCUCUACUGCGCCAUGCAGCACGGGCUGCCGGGUAUGAUCAAGGUGUACCCGUUCGAUCCGAAGAACGACUGGGUGCCACCGCUCUCGGUCGUCCCAGCGCCGGUCCGACAGCCCAUGGUCGAGGCGAAUGAAUCACCGGCUUUGCUCUACAAGCUGGAGUUGAGUGAGGAGGAGAUCCGCUCGGGUGUGGUACAGCCCUCCACCAUCGAGCGCUUUUUGCCGCUGAUCGAGAAAAACGAAAAACCGUACGGCUCGACGCUGCAGAGUGUGCUGCAGCAGGUGAACAUUUCCGACAAGGCGGUGGCCGACGUGAUGGAGGCCUUGCUGGGGGUGUGCGUGAAGACCGUCGGGUACGAGCGCUCGUUCCGGGUGCUGGCCCACUUUGGCAUCAUUCCGAAGGGGGCGGACGUGGCGAAGCUGCUGCGCAACCACCAGUAUCCUAUCGUCGACUACCAUGGACCGCACCGGCUCCGGAUCGAUCAGAUGCUGUGCGCACCGGGCAAAAUUGAGCGGGUGUUGGACUACGAGUUCCGCAACCGGACCUACCUGCUGCAGGCGUUCACGCACGCCACCUACUCCGGCAAUCUGCUAACCGGCUCCUACCAGCAGCUGGAGUUCCUUGGAGACGCCGUACUCGACUUUCUCGUCACGCUGUACAUCUACGAGCGCAACCCAUCGAUGUCGCCCGGCCAGCUGACCGACCUCCGGUCCGCACUGGUCAACAACGUCAAUCUCGCAUGCGUACUCGUACGCUACGAACUGCACCGCUACAUUCUUUCCGAGUCACCGAUGUUGACCGCCGCGAUCGACCGCUUCGUGGAGGUGCAGGUACGCAAGAACAAUCAGAUCGGUGACUGGGUGCGGUUGCUGUGCGAGGAGGGCGACACGCCGCUGGUCGAGUACGUCGACGUGCCGAAGGUGCUGGGUGACGUGUUCGAGGCACUGAUCGGCGCGGUUUAUCUCGACUGCGGCAAGGACCUCGACGUGGUUUGGCGCGUCUGCUACCGGUUGCUGCGGAACGAAAUAAACAACUUCACACGUGACACCCCGAUUCAGGUGGUGCGCCAGCUGCAUGAACAUCCGGAUGCGAAACCACACUUUAGUGCACCGCACGUGGAGGACGAGGUGGUGAUGGUGAAGCUCACCUACUCGCUACGGAACCAGCGCCUCAAAGUGUACGGCUUCGGGAAGAACAAGGAAGACGCGAAAAGGGCCGCCGCCAAGAUUGCCUUAAGCAGGCUUAAAGAGUAGACUUAGAAGCCUUUUGUUUCCCUGGACUGCUUAUCGUUGCAUGCUCUCUUUUUCGCUUUUUUUCUGUUUUACCUAAUACUACAUCCACAAAUGCUUUAAAAUCAUUAAAUCAAUCGCGCAUGCCUUAUUAAACAAUGUAUUGAAUAUCGUAAUGUGAAACGCGAAAGGUGCUUUCGCGUCUACCAUGCUUUAACCUGGGGACUGUCCUGUAGAAAUGCCAUCCGGUUAGAUCCAGGCGAGGAAUCAGGGGCCAAUAGACGUCGGGGGUUUUGGCCGGUAAAAAUCCGGCACUAACCGUGGACCCUUGACAGGAGGGGACCGGUUGUCUAUCAAAGAUUUCCUCCUUAUCCAAAAAAAAAAAUAUAUAUCUAGGUGUCGACAUAGGUAUUUGAUUGCGCUGUAAGUGCGCAAACGUAUCAUCCGCAUUUUGGCAAAUUGUCGGAGAUGUUUUGCCAAUUCAAUAUUUGCUUACACUAUUGUAGUUGUAGUAGAAGGCAUGUUUAUGUCUUGAAGAGUUUAAC